Messenger RNA from Amaranthus tricolor (Joseph's coat), 3140 nucleotides. RefSeq names its product V-type proton ATPase subunit a3. The record is from RefSeq and is a predicted model, not a curated record. Gene Ontology annotation, molecular function: proton-transporting ATPase activity, rotational mechanism; ATPase binding. Gene Ontology annotation, biological process: proton transmembrane transport; vacuolar acidification. The coding region runs from base 187 to 2631 and encodes 814 amino acids. Gene Ontology annotation, cellular component: vacuolar proton-transporting V-type ATPase complex; vacuolar proton-transporting V-type ATPase, V0 domain. The transcript has 18 exons. Lineage: Eukaryota; Viridiplantae; Streptophyta; Magnoliopsida; Caryophyllales; Amaranthaceae.
AAAUAUUAUUAAUAAAACACAAAAUCACAACAAUUUCAAUCUCUCCAACUCCAACCUUUCUUCCUUUGGUGACAUUGUCAUCAUCUUAGCCAAAGACAAUAAACGAAAGAGAGGAGAGAAUACUCGAACCCAAUCGCCAAUCAAUCAUUCAAUCAAUCGAAGAGAGAGAAUUUUAGAACACAAACAAUGGUGGGUUGUUGUCCUCCUAUGGAUCUGAUGAGGUCCGAAGAGAUGCAAUUGGUUCAACUCAUCAUUCCUCUCGAAUCUUCUCAUCUCACGGUCUCUUAUCUCGGUGAUCUCGGCCUUGUCCAAUUCAAAGAUUUGAACGCAGAUAAGAGUCCUUUUCAGCGAACGUAUGCAAAUCAGAUUAAAAAAUGUGGAGAGAUGGCACGCAGAUUAAGAUAUUUCAGGGAACAAAUGUCAAAUGCUGGCAUUUCAGCUCCACCAAUGUCUUUUACUCGCUCUGAUAUCAAAGUGGACGAUUUGGAGGUGAAACUUGGAGAGUUAGAAACUGAGCUUUCUGAGAUGAAUGCAAACCAUGAGAAGUUACAGCGCACGUAUAAUGAACUUGUCGAGUAUAAAUUGGUCUUGCAGAAGGCUGGGGAAUUCUUCCAUGCUGCUCAAAGAAGUGCUCUCUCUCAGCACAGAGAAGCAGACACACAGCAAACUGAGGAAUCUUUGGACACACCUUUACUGUUGGACCAAGACAAGUCAGUUGAUCCUACAAAGCCUAUCCAGCUGGGUUUUUUGACGGGUCUCGUACCUAGAGAAAAAUCUAUGGCAUUUGAAAGGAUCUUGUUUCGUGCUACUAGGGGCAAUGUUUUUGUAAGGCAGACUGCCGUAGAGAAUCCUGUGACCGACCCUGCUUCAGGAGAGAAGGUAGAGAAAAAUGUCUUCAUAAUAUUCUAUUCUGGAGAACGAGCAAAGAACAAAAUUCUUAAGAUCUGUGAAGCAUUUGGAGCUAACCGUUACCCUUUUAGUGAGGAUUUUGGCAAACAAGAUCAGAUGCUGAAAGAAGUUUCUGGAAGACUUUCGGAGUUGAGGACUACAAUUGAUGCUGGACUUCUGCAUCGUGGCAACUUAUUGCAAACUAUUGGUGAUCAAUUUGAGCAAUGGAACCUUCUGGUGAGGAAGGAGAAAUCCAUUUACCACAUAUUGAACAUGCUUAGCAUGGAUGUAACGAAAAAAUGUCUUGUGGCAGAAGGGUGGUGUCCAGUUUUUGCAACAAAACAGAUCCAAGAUGCAUUGCACAGGGCAACAUUGGACUCAAAUUCACAAGUUGAAGCUAUAUUUCAGGUUCUGUAUACAAGGGAGUCACCACCAACAUAUUUUAGGACAAACAAAUUUACUUCUGCUUUUCAGGAAAUUGUUGAUGCAUAUGGGAUUGCUCGGUAUCAAGAAGCAAAUCCAACUGUAUACACAGUCGUUACUUUCCCAUUCCUAUUUGCAGUCAUGUUUGGUGAUUGGGGGCAUGGUAUAUGCUUGUUACUUGCAACCUUAUACCUGGUAUUCCGGGAAAAGAAGCUUGCCAGUCAGAAACUGGGGGACAUCAUGGAGAUGAUGUUUGGAGGUCGUUAUGUCAUUCUGAUGAUGGCCAUCUUUUCGAUUUAUACUGGCUUCAUUUACAACGAGUUCUUUUCAGUGCCAUUCCCAAUGUUUGGAAAGUCGGCUUAUGAAUGCCGCGAUCCUUCCUGCAAGGAUGCGACUACAGAUGGUUUGAUUAAAGUGAGAGACGCUUACCCAUUUGGAUUGGAUCCUGUAUGGCAUGGUUCUCGAAGUGAGUUACCUUUUCUUAACUCUCUGAAGAUGAAAAUGUCAAUCCUCCUUGGUGUUGCUCAAAUGAACCUGGGGAUCAUAAUGAGUUUCUUUAAUGCCAAGUUCUUCAGAAGUUGUGUGGAUAUAUGGUUCCAAUUCAUUCCUCAGAUGAUUUUCUUGAACAGUUUGUUUGGUUACCUCUCUGUUCUCAUUAUUGUGAAAUGGUGCACUGGUUCUAAAGCUGAUUUAUAUCACAUCAUGAUUUACAUGUUUUUGAGCCCUACUGAUGAAUUGGGUGAAAACCAACUUUUCCCUGGCCAGAAGACAGCUCAGAUGGUUCUGCUGUUGUUAGCCCUUGUGUCUGUACCUUGUAUGCUGCUUCCAAAGCCUUUUAUUCUGAAAGCUCAGCACCAAAGUAGGCACCAAGGUGAAUCUUAUAUUCCCCUACAAGCAGAAGAAAGCCUUCAAGUGGAAGCGCCGCAUGGUUCACAUGGUGAUCAUGAGGAGUUUGAAUUCAGUGAAGUGCUAGUGCAUCAGCUCAUUCAUACAAUUGAGUUUGUACUUGGAGCUGUUUCUAAUACUGCUUCAUACCUUCGUUUAUGGGCGUUAAGCUUGGCCCACUCGGAAUUAUCUUCAGUUUUUUAUGACAAGGUUUUGAUGUUAGCAUGGGGGUACAAUAAUGUGCUUAUAUUGAUAAUUGGUAUAAUUGUCUUUGUCUUUGCGACUGUCGGAGUCUUGCUGGUCAUGGAAACCCUUAGCGCUUUCCUACAUGCACUGCGUCUCCAUUGGGUGGAAUUUCAGAACAAGUUUUACUUGGGAGAUGGUUACAAAUUUCUUCCUUUCUCGUUCUCAUUGAUUGGUGAAGAAGACGAGUGAAUGAAUGAAUAUCUCAGAGAUAAGUUUAAGCUUUUUCGCUGGAAUUAUGCGAGUUGAUAUUUGAAUUCUUUAUUUAUCAAGCUUCCUGUAGAUGGAAGUUGGGAAUACCCUUUUGAGGGACAUUUGCGAGAAUUAGUUUGCACAGUGAAGAGAACCAGCCCUUCCAAUUGAUUAUUUGUAUUUGGAAGAAAUAAUAGGCCUUGGAGGGAAGUUACUGGCCGUGUAUCAUAACAUAUCUGUUGGUUUUUGUGUGUUAUUAUGUUCAAUAAGUUAAUUCCUUCGAAUAUUACAAUUCAUAAUUUAAAACCCUUAUCCUCAAUAAGUUAAUAUUACUUGAAUGAUUGUAAUUAUUAUCUUAAGCCCUUGCACCAGUAUGGCGAUUUCGACAUCUGCCAUGGUGCAUAGACAGCUCAAUGCUCUGAUUAGUUUUUGUAAACUUUUCUACUAGAGAACUAUCAAAUGAAACUAUGUGAAUUUAUAUUUUUUUUAUGAAAUUUGAAUUACUUUUA